This is a messenger RNA of Aspergillus calidoustus, 2211 nucleotides long. The record is from the annotation of a GenBank genome assembly. NCBI's taxonomy places the organism in Eukaryota, Fungi, Ascomycota, Eurotiomycetes, Eurotiales, Aspergillaceae.
AUGGCCGAUACAGCAGACGCAGCUCAACCCUCAGAAGAGCAGUCAAAAUUGGCUUCUGAGUCGGAAGAUGUUCCUACCUCGGAGCUACCGAAUACACAUAAUUUCGAGCAUUCUCACUCGAGUAUUGAUGUUUCCCUUCCUCCAAUCGACAAGACUCUUCCGGCCGAGGACACGUCUCUGCCAGCCAUAGAUACAUCGCUGCCGACGUUUGACUCGACGAUACCAGCGCUACCUCCAAUCGAUACUUCAUUACCACCGUUGGACACUACACUACCAGCGAUGGAUGGUCUAAACGGCUCCGAUGAGCAUUUUUCGUUCGACAGGUUCGAUGACCACGACCUUCACGACUGCCACGAGGGUCACGACGGGUCAAGCAAUGGCGUAGCUGGAAACGGGACGCUAGGCCACGAGGAUCAUACUACGGAGCAGCACAGGCCUUCUUCGACCCCUGCCCCGAACAGCGCGACACCUUCAAAUGGUAUACACCCGCCGCCUCCUGGUCAGCAACAACCACCGCAACAUUAUGAGCAACAGCAUGCUCCGCAGCACCAUUAUUCUCCGCAGCAGAACACGGCAACGCAACACCAUCCUCAGCAGCCACCGAACCAGAUGCACCAGCAGUCGCCGGAUAUGUAUCAUAACCAUCAUAGCGCUUCCCCUCCCCUAAAUAACCAUUCGAUGCAAGGGCAACCUUCGCAUAUUCCGCAGGCACCCAUUGGAUCGCCCAUGCCGCCGAUGGCAUCAGUCAGCCAAUACAUGACUGGAUACCCAUCGCAAAUGGGUAUGAACUCGGGCGCGCAGAUGCACUAUCAGCUGCAGGGCGAUUCCAACAAGAUGCUAUCGGGAAGUAGACACAAGAAGGAAGUGAAGCGCCGAACGAAAACAGGGUGUUUAACAUGUCGCAAACGACGCAUCAAGUGUGACGAGGGACAUCCCGUCUGCCGCAACUGUGUCAAGAGCAAGCGUGAAUGCAUGGGCUACGACCCUGUUUUCAAGCAACCGACUCCCUCUGCGAUUCAGCCUGCCCCUAAUCCCCCGCCGUCGCUGGUGGUGAAUCCGCAGGACCCUUCUGCCUCUUUACCCCAGCCUCAACCGCAACCUUCCUACCCUGCUGCUCCUCCCGGCUACGUCCCAGCAUCGUCUCAACCUUUUGCUCCGUCGCAAUCUCCUUCUACAUCUGCCGAGCGCUACGACUACGGCACUCCCAUUGAUCACACCUACAACAACCAGAAUCAUAAUCAAACUCAGUCAAACAACAUGGCUAGUGUGCAGAAUGUUGCUGAUGGGGGCUUACAACCGACUGUCAACCCGGCAACAACGACGGGGAACACGGAGACAACGAGCUUCAGGUUAAAACAAGUGCAAAUUAGCGACCUCCUCGCCCUACGGGGCGUCCCACCUCCCCCUCCCCAUCCUAUCACUACCCUUCCGCCGAACCGUCUUGAAGAAAUCCAAGCCGUUUUCCAAGCGACAUACGCGCCCGCUAUUGAUAAGUUCUUUGAAACGCGGUGGUUCACUGAGAAGGCCAUGAGCCACCUCAUGGCCAAUGCUCAAUUGAUGGCAGAGUACUCUGCAUUGAUCGAGGCGUUCAACGGAGAUCUGGGCGAUCCUAACGUUAUUGCGCAACUGGAAAGCUUUGAAGCGUCUGUGGUCUGGAGUACCAUGACGCUAUGCCGCCAUGUGAUGAACGUCUCUAACGGAAGCCAGCAAGACUAUGACCUUUUGGUCGCGACCAAGCGGCUUGACGUGAUUGAAGCCAUGAUUACCGGCGACCACCUAGAUUCAAACCCGCUUUCCCAGUUCCCGACGCGAGAGCCCGCUGCUGAUCCGCCGACAAUGCCUGAUCAAUUGGUGCGGCGACAGCUGGAUUUCUGGAGCGCGAUUGGUUUCUUCUUGACCCUUCACGACAACGAGGCAAGCGCUGCAAAAGAGAUCGAUGAUACACUGUCGCGUUGCCGAACACUGCUAGAUACGCACGAGAACCGGGACGUCAUCUACUCGAUUGCGAUUGCGCGACACUUGGGCCAGCGAUGGGUCGACUUCCCGCACAGCUUCCCUCAACCAAUCACGACGAAUGAAAAAGAUGCCGGCGCGAAGCUUUAUGUCGCGCAAAAGUUCCUUGAACAAGAGGCCGGCGGCAAGGGCACGACACAAGUGGUCAAACGCUUAUGCGGCAUGGUCGUCCGAUCCUGGUUCGUUUCUCGAGAAUAA